Molecule: messenger RNA, 3271 nt
Organism: Vitrella brassicaformis
Lineage: Eukaryota; Vitrellaceae
Source: the annotation of a GenBank genome assembly
GUUGUGAAUAUGGACUCCAUGGCGCUGUGGAGCACUGUUGCGGUGCAGCAUUUCAUGAGUUACAUCGUCUGGAUCAACGGUGCGUCAUCGUUUGUUCCUGUGCCUGUUGUGCUGCCCUUGAAGAGAAGGCGAAGGCUGCAUUCCGCCACAAGACUGCAGCGAGUGUCUGUGUCAUCAUGGAGAGAGACUGUCGAUGGUGCCCUGAAGGAGACUAGUGGCGAUGAUGAUGCGACCGGCCGUGUCUACCCACGCGACGGGAGGGACUGGCCAGCAGAGAGCGACGAUGACCUGGUGUCUUACCUCACCGUUGACGAUGCCUUCGGCGUCACGUCGGCCUCUUUUGAUGAGGGCUUCUCUCCCGCCUCCGAGGAGGAUCGUACCGCUAGUCGAGAGGCACACUGCAGGCAAGCUCCCUUCAACGGCCAAGAGUCCGGACUCGCGGCAUCGACGGCAACUCCCCGGGAGCGGCGAGAUCCGACAAUCUCGACAGAGCCCGCACUAUCGUUUCGGAAGGUCCGAAGCGAAGCGGCGCCAAGUGUGCAGAAGCGGGCAGAUGGGGGAGCCUCACGGGCACCAGACGAGCGGCAGCCUCAGUAUGUGCCUGAAAUUAUCCGGUUGGCCCGGAAUGGUGACAUUGACGGGGCGAUGGAGCUGCUCGAGCGGUACGAGGAGUCUCGCGUGAAGCGCGUCGGCGACAGGGUGCACUUGAACGUCAAUCGGGACUGCUACACCGUGUUGCUGAAUGUGUGUGCGCUGGACCACGACAUCACGAGGACCCUUACAGUGUACUCCAAGAUGGUCAAUGCCAAUCUGGACCUCACCGAGCCCGACUAUGUCGCUCUCAUACGCGCCUAUGCCAAGAACAGCCAGCUCAAAGAGGCAUUCCAGAUCGCCCUUUCCAUGAUCCAACAGGUAUUCGAUGCGGGCCGGGGGUCACAAAGCCUCAUGCCAUCCAUUAUCUAUCGUGUGUCGUGCCUGAUGGAUGCGUUCGUUUCUGCCCGUCCUUUCUUUCUUGGUCAAGGGAAUAGCGCCGAAGCUGCGAACAUACAAUCCCAUCUUAGAAGGGCUGUGCAGUCAGGGUGACUUGGACGGAAUAUUCGAUUUACUGCAGCACAUGAAGCACCAAGCUCUCUUCCCGGGUGAGCCAGACAAACACGGGGCUGAGAGGGCGAUUCGCUCAUGAGUGGUGGUCUGUGUGCGUGUGUGUGUGUGUGUUUGAUUCAUUCACUCAUUCAGCUCACGAGGAGAUUCUUCUUACCCUGCGGACUCUCAAAGAUCACGGGCUGCUGUUCAGCGGCGACGCUUUGUGGCAGGAACGAGUCAACUUUCUGAUGAAUCUUCUGAUCGAGGAGACAUCCGACCUUCACGUACGGGUGGCGGAGGACUUUGUGCGUGAGCUUGCCCCUACCGCCCCACGAGAAGGAGCUACAUCAACAGGAGGGCAAGAGCCCCCCCCACGGGCGGCAGCGAGGAUAGUGUCGAUCGAAGAUGGCUGGUGUCCUGCGUGUGGCGAGAGGCUGGAAACGGUGCGAUUGGACUCGAGGGAGGGACGGCGACUAAGGCUGGCAGUGCUCAAACUCGCCGCGCUCAGCCAUCCCAAGGAGGUCUGCGGACUCGAGAUAUUCAGGAGAUUCCUCAUGAGGUCACAUCAGCCACCCAGCAAGGCCUGGAUGCACACUGUCGCACAUCCAUCUUAGGGGACACACACUUACAGGCAGAUUGAUGGGUAUGAUGUGACGUGGCGUAUGAAUGUGUCCAUCCAUCGUGUUGUGUGCAGCCGCGGUCCGUUUACGAUGAUAUUGGAUGCGCCCAACAUAGCGUACCAGCGCCAGAACACGAAUAGGGGUCACUUCAGCUACCUGCAGAUUGAGAUGGUUAAGGAGGAGCUCGUGCGGCGAGGCGAGCGGCCGCUUAUCGUCCUCCCCAGGCACUAUUACUGGGACAGGGUCAAAGUCCCCAACUGCUCCAAAGGCACAAUUCGCACACUCGCAAGGUAGGGACACACAAACCGGACUGUAUGUAUGUAUUUACUACCCCUACAGGGAGGGAGGGAGGAACGCAACAACCAGGAGACAGACAGACAGACAGACAGGCCAGCCGGCAGUGAGUGCGUCAGGAGUCCCACUUGGCUUGCGUGAAGCAUCAUGAUACGUGUCCGUCCGCGUAUGUGAGUAUGGUUGACUUGGCUGCCCGUUUGUCUGUCUGUCUGUCUGUCUCGCUGACCAGGGAGGUGUACAGCGAGCGUACGGUGAAUUGGGACGUACUUGCGCCUGAGGACAAGGAGCUGGUCAAGAAGUGGGAGGACGAGGGAUGCCUAUUCGUAUGCAACUUCAAGGUACCAUGGCACCGCAUCGCACUGCAGCCACAGGGGGAAAGAAUGAAUCGCGAGCUAGGUGCUGUGUGUCACUAUAUCCCUCCCUGUUGGUUGCGAUGCAACUGCUGGUGUUUGCUUUGCAGGCGCACGAUGAUUACUACUGGAUACUGGCGACGCUGAUGGAGGACACGACCCUUCUGCAUGAGUCGGUGCCCAACAACAUGAAGGCUCAGUUCCUCAGGAGGCUGGACGACUAUCGAGCCAGUCGGGGUGAGGGCGGUGGGGCCGGGGGUGAGACGGCCGUCAGCACCAUCGGGCGAAACCACCCGCCUGUCUAUAUUGUCACCAACGACCUCCUCAGAGACCAUCACCUCACCAUGCUAGGUCAGGUGGCACCCACCCACACAUGCCAACAAGGGAAGGAACUAGCGAGGGAGGGAGCGAGGGAGGGCCUGCCUGCAUGCCUGCCAAGAUGGUCUGUCUGCAACGUGUGUUUCCCUUCAUGUUGUGCCCGCCUCCUUCUGUAGAGCCCCGAGCGUUUCGUCGGUGGCGGUCCUCGACGCUCAUUAAUUUCGACUUUGAGCGACCUAUCUCACGUAAGGACCAGGGGUCGUCUGUGUAUCUGUGUAUAUGUGUAUCUGUGUAUCUGUGUAUCUGUGUGUAUGUGUGUAUGGGUCCCUCCCUCCCAGAUCUGGACCCCCAAUCCCUCUCCCGCAGGCCCGACUUUCACGUGCAAUGGCCGCCCACCUUUUCCCGCGAGCCGCAGAAGGUCGAGGGGAGGAGGUGCUGGCACAUACCCGUCUGGUACCCUGACCAAUGGCGGGAAGCACCCUCCCGCUCCACUGGAGCCAAGAAGCCAAGACAGCAGCGCAUGCUACCGGAGCCGGAGAGGAAACAAACAGGAUGGCUAUGUCUAUGUCUGGACCUAUGACUGACGGACGGACGUGUGUGUGUGUG